Molecule: messenger RNA, 5213 nt
Organism: Gadus macrocephalus (Pacific cod)
Lineage: Eukaryota; Metazoa; Chordata; Actinopteri; Gadiformes; Gadidae
Exons: 9
Coding region: 1-3678 (1225 amino acids)
Source: RefSeq, a predicted model, not a curated record
AUGGCCAAGCUGCUCUAUACACUCAAGCUGGCUUUGAUGGAGAAGCACAUCGAGUUGCUUCCCCAGGGCACAAUCACCACACGCGCUAGCGGUGGCCUGUACACGUUUGGCGAGGGUGACAGCGGUAAGCUCGGCCUGGAGCCCAACCAGCUGCCCGGCCACCGUGCUCCCCAGCUGGUGAAGGGGGUCCCAGGGCCGGUGAGCCAGGUGUUCUGCGGCGGGGGGCACACGGUGGUCCUCGCAGAAGAGGGGGUCUACACCUUCGGCCUGGGCCAGUUCGGGCAGCUGGGCCAUGGGACGUUCGUGUUUGAGUCCCGAUCCCCCCACGGGGUGGAGCACUUCAGGAGGGGGCGGGCCGCUGGGGUCUCCUGUGGGGAGAACCACACGGCCGUCAUCACAGAGAGCGGUCUGCUCUACACAUUUGGAGAUGGUCGCCACGGCAAGUUGGGCCUGGGGGAGGAGAACUUCACCAACCAGUUCCAGCCCACACUCUGCCCCCACUUCCUGCAGUACCGCGUCCAGGCAGCAGCGUGCGGCGGCUGCCACCUGGUGGUGCUGGCACGACCCCGCGACCCCACCCUCGACCCCGUGACCCUAGAGGAGGAGGACCUGACCGAGGACUACCUAGAGGGCGGCGGCCUGGAGAUCCUGGGGGACACGAUCACCACGACAACCACCUCCACCCUCCAGAGGAGCCUCUCGGCCCGGGUCCGCAGGAGAGAGAGGGAACGCUCCCCGGACCAGUUCGGCGCCAUGUUCAGUACGCUGCCUGCCCGGACGCCGGCCUACCUCAACCCGCCCCUUCCUGUCCACACCAACACAGUCCCGCCCCCACGCCUGGCCCCGCCCUCGUCGCUGCCAUUGGCCCACAGACAGGUGCACAACGGCAUGCACCAACACCAGGAGGCUGACGGCGUUCUGGACGGACUGACGGACACAGACAGCGUCAGGGGGCUGGGGGACACCGCUGACUUCCUCAACAUGACGCAUCUCUUGAAGGUGGACCCCAACGAUCAGUCACUAACAAUGUCCCCCGUUCAAAAGAGGAAGGGUAAGCACACCGACGAUAAGGGCGUCCGAGGGGGGCCCAAGAAAGAGAACUGGGAGACCGGGAUCAAGGGCCCACAGACCCCCUGGGGGCCCCAGCACUCAACCCAGAAGGGGGACUGCAGCCCCCACCGGGCCCUGCCUACAGAGCUCUUAAAGAGCUGGGGCCAGUCGGACCCCCAGGGGCCCCGAAUUUCAUCCAAUCCCCAGGGGCCCCGACCUUCAUCCAAUCCCCAUGGUUCCCAGAAAUUGGACACAAAAAUUCUGACUUUGUCACACCUUAAAACGAAAACGAAGGAAAAGGCACAAAGCGCCGCGGUUCCGGUCCAAAGGUCGGAGGUCGAGUUGGAACCCGCCGAGCUCAAUCCGCCUCGCUCGCCCAAGGGAGCAAAGCCCAAAGGCCGGCCGCUAAUGGUGCAGACAAAACGCUCCGGCGGAGAUCCGAAGUCUUCGGCCGACAAAGCGUCCAAUCUCAAAUCCGACGAUGUGUCGUCACUUCCUGUCGAUGACAGGAAGCCGACCCCCCCGGCCAGGAAACGACCGGGGGGGAGGAAGCAGGAAAAGGAAUCGCUGAACAGGAAGGAGGCGGGGGAGGAGGGCGAGGCAAAGCCGUCGCGAGGACUCGGACCGGGCGUGGCCGGCGUCGUCAUGGCGACCACCGCAGCCGCGGUUGCCGGCGCUGUCGUCGGGGGAGUAGUCACGCAGGUGGCAUCUGGUUGGGACUCCUCCCCCGUCACCUCGCCAGACCGGCGGGAGAGAGAGCACCGGUCUCGGAGCGAGGAGGAGGAGGAGGAGGAGGAGGAGGAGGAGGAGGAGGAGGAGGAGGAGGAGCAGGAGCAGGACCCUUCUCCCAGGAGGCAGACCUCCGUCAGUGUCGAGACCCCUCCUCCUGGUGGUGCAGAAGGGGUGGAGACGGGAAGUGCCGAGGAGGAAGAGGUGGCGGCCACUACCAAGGGCCAAUCGGAGAGCAGCGUGGCCGACGUGCUCUCAGUCAAUGAGGGAGAGGAGGAGGAAGAGGAGGAGGAGGAGAAGGGGAAAGACACGAGUGUGAGCGAAGAGGAGGAGCAGGAGGAGGAAGGGGGAAGUCAUAGCAGCUCAGUGGUUACAGCGAGAGAGGAGGAGGAGGAGGAAGGACGAGGUCUUAGCGGCUCUGAGGUCACAGGGAGAGAAGAGGAGGAUGAGGAGGAAGGACGAGGCCUUAGCGGCUCUGAGGUCACAGGGAGAGAAGAGGAGGAGGAGGAGGAGGAAGGACGAGGCCUUAGCGGCUCUGAGGUCACAGGGAGAGAAGAGGAGGAGGAGGAAGAGGAGGAGGAAGGACGAGGUCUUGGCGGCUCUGAGGUCGCAGGGAGAGAAGAGGAGGAAGAGGAGGAAGGACGAGGUCUUAGCGGCUCUGAGGUCACAGGGAGGGAAGAGGAGGAGGAGGAGGAAGGACGAGGUCUUAGCGGCUCUGAGGUCACAGGGAGGGAAGAGGAGGAGGAGGAGGAAGGACGAGGUCUUAGCGGCUCUGAGGUCACAGGGAGGGAAGAGGAGGAGGAGGUGGAGGAGGAGGAGAGCUCCACCUUGCGGCCAACGGAGGACGAAGACGACGAAGACACCACCGACCAGCAGGUUGAGGAAGAGGAGGAGGAGGAUGGAAUGAAGGGCAGCCUGGCCGGGACAGAGGAGGAGGAGGAGGAGGAGGAAGAGGGCGGGGAGGAGGAGGAGGAAGAGGCAGAGGGCAGGACGGAAGAUUCUGAAACCCAGGGAGAGGAGGAAGAGGAGGAGAGUGCAUCUUCGGAGGUGGAGGAGGAGGAGGAGGAGGAGGAGGAGGAGACGGAUGAGAAGGAGACGGGGAGCGCCACUGACGAAGAACCGGAGCAGGAGGAGGAGGAGGAGGAGGAAGAGGAGACGGAUGAGAAGGAGACGGGGAGCGCCACUGACGAAGAACCGGACCAGGAGGAGGAGGAAGAGGAGACGUCGAGCAGCACCCAGGAGGAAGACAGCAGCGACGAAGAGGAGGGCAGCCAAACUGAGGAAGAGGAGGAGGAAGGAGCAGAGGAGGAGGAGGAAGGAGGUGAGGAAGAACAGGAGAGCGAAGACACUGAGGAAGAGGAGGAGGAGGGAAGAGACAACGAAGAAGAGGAGGAGGAAGAUGAUAGUGAAAAGGAGGAGGAAGAUGACAGUGAAGAGGAGGAGGAAGAGAGUAAGGAGGAGGAAGAGGAGGCGGCGAGCAGCACCCAGGAGGAGGACAGCAGCGACGAAGAGGAGGGCAGCCAAACAGAGGAGGAGGAAGGAGCAGAGGAGGAGGAGGAAGGAGGUGAGGAAGAACAGGAGAGCGAAGACACAGAGAAAGAGGAGGAGGAGGGAAGAGACAACGAAGAAGAGGAGGAGGAAGAUGAUAGUGAAAAGGAGGAGGAAGAUGACAGUGAAGAGGAGGAGGAGGAAGAGAGUAAGGAAGAGGAGGAAGAGAGUGAGGAAGAAGAGGAAGGGAAGGAGGAGGAGGUGAAGAAAAAAGGGACUAAAUCCAGUGAAAAACAGAGCACCAAGUUGACCAAUAAGAGCCAGCCCCCGUCCAGAAGGAGAGGCGGAGCUACCGGAGAACCGGAAGAGUUCUGGGGCGACGUGAUGCCCCAAUACCUCCACCUGAAAUGACGGCCAUCUUGACAUCUUUACAUUUAGGCCUUGUUCCAAAACGACUUACCACCGUUCACAAACACAUUCACGGCAGAGUCCACCCCUCUGGGCGACCGCAACCUUCUGACGGGGAUCCGUUCGGGUGAGGUGCCUUGCUCAGGGACACCUAGACACUAGGCCCUCUGUACCGUGCCCAAGUCCGUUUGACACCUCUGCGCCCCUAAAGUCUAGAUCGCAAGCCAACCGUGCACAAGUACAGUUAAAUUCCGUGGCCUGAGUACACAUCGAAGAGGUCUGCUCAGGCCACGGUACAGAUGCUAAUGAGCCGACACGCGAAUCGUACUUCAGUACGGUACAGGUGUCAAACGGACAUGGGCACGGUACAGAUGUACUAGUGUGAGUGCGCCCUCAGUUACACCUCGACACUCAGCUAGGAGGAGCCGAGGAUCGAACUAGCAACCUUACAGUUUCAAGUCAACCCGCUCCAUGGAAAAGUGACUCACCGGUUGGGAAUAACUCCUUAGCCAAUGGACCAAUCAGAGUGCCUCGUUUGAUCACAUGUAAAUAUGGCUGGUUUGUUAUUUUUGUGUUACAUUUUGUGUGUUAACUUUCGCAAGCGUGUAUUGGUCUUUGCGCGUGUUCGUUUACAUUUGUUAGUUUACAUUUUAUCAGAUAUUAUAUUAACAAUGAUGAAUUGAUAUCGGGAUUUCUUUUAAGCAUCAUUAUUUAUAAUAUUUCUUUAUAUUGAUUUCUUCUCUACAAUUUUAGUAUUUAUCUUCCUGUCGCCAUUCAUGUUGUGAUAUUGAGGCACCAGAUAUGUGUGCGAGACUGAGUGCAUUUACUGCUAGUUCAGCCUGCUGACCACUGAUUGGUCAACGCGCAACAGGUGUGCAGCCUCUGCCAGAGUCCAAUCAGACUCAGGGACUAUGUAAGGGAUAAUGUAUAGAACGCCCGUCAUUAUCGAGAAAAUAAGCCCCGUCUUGCUUCGCCAUGAAGGGGCUUAUUUUACGAUAAUGACCGGCGAAGUUCUAUACAUUAUCCCGCUUAUUACACGGCUACUUCCCAAAACGAAACAAUUUAUUUACAAUGUAUUUGUUACCAGCAUUCAUAGUGUUGAUCAGCAGAGAAAUAGUCCGCCCAAGACGUUGACGUCGUCGCUUAGCAACCGACAGCGCUUGGGUUGAUACAUAUCCCGCUUAUUACAUUGACAAGUUACCGGACUACGUGCGGAGUGAUACCAAAGGCAAAAAGUCCUUUUGUUUACCUUGACAGCGGUCAUUAUUCAUCCGUUGCCAAUCACCGCCGAAAGUUGUGAAGUGCCCAUGCAAGUGAACGGAACGUUGAAAAGACCCGUGUAAUAAAUAUAUACAUUGUAUAAGUAAGGAGUAUUCAUUGUUAAAGCCCUCAGAUAUGUGAGGGUAUUUUGCCUUGAUCUGUGAAUGUUUACAUUAUGUCAUACUUCGCUCCUGUAAUCAAGAUAGCAAUAAUUUUUUUUGUACUUACUUUUAAUUUCACUUAAAUAUGUAAAUAAAUGCAUGUACAUUUAAAAAACA